This is a messenger RNA of Ostreococcus lucimarinus CCE9901, 579 nucleotides long. RefSeq lists its product with no specific name. NCBI's taxonomy places the organism in Eukaryota, Viridiplantae, Chlorophyta, Mamiellophyceae, Mamiellales, Bathycoccaceae. The transcript has a single exon. The record is from RefSeq and is a predicted model, not a curated record. Bases 1 to 579 code for a protein of 192 amino acids.
AUGGCUCGCGUUAGCAGCGCGCGAUCGAGACUAGAGGCGCAGAGGAAAGCGAAAUCGAUGCCGAACACGCCCGUGGACGCGUUCGGCGGUGGCUUCGGCGUCGAUAGUGGGACGAGGACUGGGCGGUUCAGCGGCGCCGAAGACGUCGGCGGCACUCGCCUCGACUUUUUGAAAGUGAUUGAUGAGGAAGAGAGAGGCACACAGAGCGAGGCGAAAGUAGAGGCGAAAGUAGAGGACGCGGUCGAAAGACUCGUCAGACAGGCGGCGGAGAAGUGUGAGAAAUUAGCGAUUGAUGGAUUGGACGUCGAAGUCGCGACUGCGUCGGCGGCGCGCGGCGAGUCCACGUCGGCGCCGGCGGCGGUGGUAAAUCAGGCCCCAGCGCUCGUUCCAGCGCCGCGCGAUUUGCCGAAAGCAGCGCCAGUCGUAGUCAAGUCUGCCCCGGUCAAGAGCGUAGAAUUCAAACCGCCCGAAUGUUACCGCAACUCGCGGAAUUCUAGCGCGGCGCCUCUGGACGCACCCAUCCCGGAUAAUCCGAACGAUGCGUCGCCGGCAAACGGCGACCAGUGCGUCGUCAUGUAA